Molecule: messenger RNA, 581 nt
Organism: Quercus robur (English oak)
Lineage: Eukaryota; Viridiplantae; Streptophyta; Magnoliopsida; Fagales; Fagaceae
Product: glutaredoxin-like
Exons: 4
Coding region: 124-447 (107 amino acids)
Biological process (GO): cellular response to oxidative stress
Cellular component (GO): cytoplasm
Molecular function (GO): glutathione disulfide oxidoreductase activity
Source: RefSeq, a predicted model, not a curated record
UUCACUCGCAUAUAAAGUAAUAUAUACUCAUAGAUUCAACAAGGUGAGUUUCUUAGGUAUUAGAGAGAAGAAGAGAAAGUUGAUCAAAAGAGAGAGAGAGAGAGAGAGAGAGAGAGAGAGAAAAUGGCGUUGGCAAAGGCUAAGGAGAUCGUUUCGUCCAAUCCCGUCGCAGUUUUCAGCAAGACAUUCUGUCCUUACUGCGUGACCGUGAAGCAGCUCUUGACUCAAUUGGGUGUCACUUUCAAGGCUAUUGAGUUGGACACUGAAAGUGAUGGAAGUGAAAUUCAAGCUGCCCUCGCAGAGUGGACUGGACAGAAGACUGUGCCCAAUGUAUUCAUUGGUGGGAAUCACAUCGGUGGCUGUGACAAAACUACAGCAUUGAACAAUGAAGGAAAGCUGGUCCCUCUGCUGACUCAAGCUGGAGCUGUUGCUAAGCUUACUGCUUAAAUAAAUGUAGUUUUCUAAUAUGUGUCUGCUAUCUAAUAUUGUGGUGUUCGUGCCCUCGAAUAAAACUUCUGCAUAGCUUUUAUAAACUUUCUAGAAAAACAUAAAUAAUAUUGAACUUGGAAGUUCUAUAUUGA